This is a messenger RNA of Coffea arabica (coffee), 2163 nucleotides long. RefSeq lists its product as uncharacterized. Gene Ontology annotation, molecular function: protein binding. NCBI's taxonomy places the organism in Eukaryota, Viridiplantae, Streptophyta, Magnoliopsida, Gentianales, Rubiaceae. The record is from RefSeq and is a predicted model, not a curated record.
AUGAGCUUAAACUUGUUAUGCUCCUGCCUCCCUCUCCCUUCUUCCCACAAAUUCCCCUGCUACUACUCUUCAACAAGCACCUGCCCCACCACUCUCUUCUACAUCUUCUUCCACAAUACCACAACAACAACAACAACUGCUACUGCUAGUAGUAUUGCUAAAAAACAAGCCUUUUCUACAUUUACAACUAAAGGGUCCGCCAAUGAGUCAGCCCUUCCUGCAAAUGGGAAGGUGCUGCUCUCUGAAUUGUUGGAUGAGGAACUGCUUAACUGGGUCUCUGCAGCUGAGGACGCAGCCCAAGUGUUGAAUAGAAUUGCUGAGAGAACUAAUAGAAGCAGCGGGGUUGUGACUAGUUCAGAUUGUUGUUUGAUUAUCUCUGCGGCCAUUGAUCGUGGCAAUGCUAACUUGGCUCUUUCUGUUUUCUCUGCCAUGCGCUCCAGCUUUGAUACUUCAGAUAUUGGUGAGAAAGGUCCUUCUGUUGAAAAAUGGAAGUGGCCGAGGCCAGAUGUAAAUACUUACACUUUACUCAUUCAAGGUCUUGCAUCCUCGCUUAGGGUCUCAGAUGCCCUCAGAAUCAUUACCAGUGUUUGCCGUGUUGGAGUAUCGCCCAGUGAGGAGGUCCCUUUUGGUAAAGUUGUCAGAUGUCCAAUUUGUACGGUCGCUGUUGCUGUCGCUCAACCACAACAUGGUAUUCAGAUUGCUUCCUGUUCAAAGUGCCGCUACCAAUACGAGCUUGUUUCAGGCACUAUUUGCAGUAUAGACUCUGAAGAAAUUAGCGUGGAUGUUCCAGCAUGGAAGAGGGGGCUAAGAUUUUUGCAAAUCGCAAAGCAGAACAUUCCAGCUGCUGUUCAUUCCGUUGUGAUGGAGACACCCUCUGGCAUGGCACGGACACACAGGUUUGCUACUGAAACUGUUGAUCUCCCUGCACAAGAAGGAGAAAGAGUGACCAUUGCUGCAGCUGCUCCAACAACUGUCUACAGGGAGAUUGGUCCAUUGAAGUUAAGUCCAAAAGCCCCCAAUUUCUUCCCUGGAGAACCUAUGUGCCUGACAAACCAUACCAAUGGUCGAGAAUCACCAUUAUUAAGGGCACCUGCAAAAGAUAAGGGAACAACCUUAAUGAAUCCCUCUGUUCUCUUUCCUCUUCUUGCUGUGGUUGCCUCUGGAGAUGCUGCCUCUGGGAUCAUAGACCCCAACUUGCCUCAGUUAAUUUUGGUUGCUGCAGCUUCCUCGCUUGCCCUUGGAGCCACUGUGAAUAGCCUGGUUUUUCCUCAGUUAAGCAAGCUUCCUCAAAGAUUAGUGGACACAAUUGCUAUCAAGCAGCAACUGCUAUCUCAGUAUGAUGUACUGCAAUCUCGAAUCAAGGAGUUGAAGCAAGGUGCUGAAAACGAGGUUUGGAUGUUGGCUCGCAUGUGCCAAUUGCAGAACAAAAUUUUUGCUGUUGGGGAACCUUCCUAUAGAGCACGAAGAAGUAGAGUCAAAAGGGUUCGUGAAGGACUGGAGGUUUCCCUUAAGAAAAGGAUUGAAUUGAUUGAGAGCUAUGCUAGAAUCUCAUCAAUGAUAGAGAUUGAGGUAGAGAUGGAUUCUGAUGUUCUUGCUGCGGAAGCAGCAACCAAUGCGGAAAAUAUUACUGAACAGAUACUGCAAAUAAUGGAGAUUGAAAAUCUUGAAGAGAAAUGGAGACUCCAGGCAGAGGCAAACGAUGAGGCGGAAAGACUUCUUAGUACUGAACCCACAUCUGCAGAACAGGUUCUAGACAGAUAACGGCCGACAUUUUCUAGCCAGGUCCAUUCCUGUUUACGAUGGCUGAUGCAUUACAAGCAUUCUCCUAUGGCACCAAGUAGAGCAUGAUCAUGUGGAAUGAAAGUGAUGGCAUCUCAAACCAAUUGUUUACACUCGCUAAAGGCUGCGGGCUUCAUUGCCCAAUGCAGACUAGUUCUAAGGAAUUGCAAAGCAGUUGUAUCCUCUAUAAAUUCAAAUAGCAUUCUUUCCGGUUCCUGUGGACAAGGAGUAGAAUCUUGAUCCUACCCUCGUUCUCCUACAUCAACCUUUUUGUUUUCCAAACUAUUUCCAAAUGGUGUCAAGAUUUAGGUUGGAUGACUAGAUUGAGUGGCUUUGGGCUUCUCUUUCAGUCAAACUUGUUUAUUCAAGUGAUGAUUUCUUCCA